Poecilia latipinna (sailfin molly) is the source of this 2980-nucleotide messenger RNA. Its product is annotated as signal transducer and activator of transcription 4. The transcript has 22 exons. Gene Ontology annotation, molecular function: DNA binding; DNA-binding transcription factor activity. NCBI's taxonomy places the organism in Eukaryota, Metazoa, Chordata, Actinopteri, Cyprinodontiformes, Poeciliidae. Bases 697 to 2814 code for a protein of 705 amino acids. Gene Ontology annotation, biological process: signal transduction; regulation of DNA-templated transcription. The record is from RefSeq and is a predicted model, not a curated record.
CUUUAAUCUAAAUAUUUUGUUAUUGAGCUAAGUUAUUUGGGAGCUAAAUGUUUAAGAGAAGGCUAAAUAUUCAGUUAGUCAGCUACUUAGUUGGAACCUAAAUAUUUAGAUAAUAAGCCAAAUAUUUAGUCAGUAAGUUAAAUAUUUAGUUGACUAGCUAAAUAUUUAGAUCUGAAACUUCAUAGUUAUCUAGAAAAUUAGUGCAAGUAAAUAUUUAGUUAGUGGGCUACAUAUUUAGUUGGAAGAUAACUAUUUAAUUAGCAAGCUAAAUAUGUAAUUAGUAAGUAAAUAUUUAGUUAGUGAGGUAACUAGUUUGGAGCUAAAUGUAAACACAAAGGAACAAUAAUUAAUGGCACUUUGGGAGCGCCAUAGAUUCUGAUUUCCUGUGUUUUUGGUUGAGGUUUCUGGUUUUAUUACUCUGCUGUGCUGUUUUUCUGUCGGAGUGGAACAGCGGGGGGUGAAACCUGCGAGCUGACGCGGGGCGGGGGAUGGGCCGGCUUCCUGCUGAGCACCAGCAGCCAGUAAAUCAGCUCUCUUCCUGAACGCAGCGCACUGUAAAACUGAAACCUCUGACAGAAUCAGGCGCACAUGCUGGCAGGGACUGACGGGGAAACGGCGCUCUGACACCCAGGAUCAUCUGAAGAGUAGCACAGCCAGCUUUCUGAGUGUGACCUCUGACCCUGAGCCAGAAGCAGAAUGAGCCAGUGGAAGCAGGUCCAGCAGCUGGAGAUGAGGCUCCUGGAGCAGGUGGACUACCUGUACGAUGACAACUUCCCCAUGGACAUCCGGCAGGGCCUGGCCGGCUGGAUCGAGUCCCAGGACUGGGAUUCUGCGGUGAACGACGAGUCGAUGGCUUCGGUCCUGUUCACCAACCUGCAGACGCAGCUGGAGAAGGUCCGAUCGCAGGAGCAGAACUUCCUGCAAAGACACAACAUGAAAAUCAUUCAGCAGCAGCUGCAGGGCGCGCUGGAGCAGUCGCUGCAGAACUCUGUGGCCUUUGAGAGGCAGAAGAACAUGGACAACCGAGUGAGCAUCAUCAGAAACAGCGUCCAGCUGAUGGACCAGGCGGUGAAAAACAUCGAGGACAUGCAGGACGAUUUCGAUUUCUGCUACAAGACGCUUCAGUCACGAGAAUCGGCAGACAGAACAUCAGAGAUGAUCAAACAGGGAAUAACUCGCCUGCAGGAAAUGCUCAACAGGCUGGACUUUAAACGGAAGGAGAUCCUGUCAAAAAUGGACGUGGUGAUCAAAGAGAUCGAUGACCUUAUGACCUCUCAGCUGCGACCGGAGCUGCAGGACUGGAAACGGCGGCAGCAGAUCGCCGCCAUCGGUGGGCCGCUGCUGACGGGUCUGGAGCAGCUGCAGAGCUGGUUCACUCUGACGGCACAGAGCCUCUUCCAGAUCAAACGGCAGCUGGACAAACUGGGAGAACUGGUGGUGAAGGUGACAUAUGAGAGCGACCCCAUCCCGCUGCAGAAGCCUCAGAUGGAGGAGCGAGUCAAGUAUCUGAUCUACCACCUGAUCAAGAGCUCCUUUGUGGUGGAGAAGCAGCCCUGCAUGCCCACACACCCACAGAAACCUCUGAUCAUCAAGACGGGCGUCCAGUUCACCACCAAAGUCCGACUUUUGGUCAAACUUCCUGAAGUGGAUUAUCAGCUAAAAGUGAAAACAACAUUUGAUAAGGAUCUUCCAGCCGGCAGAGUAAGUCGACAGUUCUUCAUCCUCACCAACAACACUAAAGUGAUGGACAUUGAGGAUUACUCCAAUGGCUGCCUGUCCGUCGAGUUCAGACACCUGCAGCUGAAAGAGAAGAAGUACACCAACGGCACCAAGGGCAACGAGGGCCUGCUCUCUGUGACGGAGGAGCUCCACUCGCUGAGCUUCGAGGCCUGCUUCACUGUACAGGGCCUCGCCGUCGACCUGGAGACAUGUUCGCUGCCGCUGGUGGUGAUCUCCAACGUGAGCCAGCUGCCGGGCGGCUGGGCCUCCGUCAUGUGGUACAACCUACUGACCGACGAGCCGCGGAACCUGGGCUUUUUCGGGAACCCGCCCCGUGCCAGCUGGAGCCAGCUGUCUGAGGUUCUCAGCUGGCAGUUCUCCACCUUCGCCGGCCGCGGCCUCAACAAGGAGCAGCUGGACAUGCUGGGCGAAAAGCUGCUGGGUCAGCAUGCCUCAUGUGGGGAUUAUCAAGUCUCCUGGUCCAAGUUUGCUAAGGAGAACAUUCCUGGGAAGCCGUUCAGUUUCUGGAUGUGGCUGGAUUCCAUCCUGGAGCUCAUCAAAAAGCACCUGCUGCCAGUCUGGAACGAGAACUUCAUCAUGGGCUUCGUGAGCAAAGAGAUGGAACGCGCUCUGCUGAAGGACCGCGAGCCUGGAACCUUCCUGCUGCGCUUCAGCGAGAGUCACCUGGGAGGAAUCACCUUCACCUGGGUGGAGCACAGCGACAGCGGGGACGUAAAGUUCAACUCCGUGGAGCCGUACACUAAGAACCGGCUGAGCGCGCUCCCGUUCGCUGAUAUCAUACGCGACUACAAGGUGAUCUCAAACGGCGGCGUUCCGGAAAACCCGCUCAAGUUCCUGUAUCCCGACAUUCCCAAAGACGAGGCCUUCGGACGGCUCUACAACAGCCAGCCCAGCAAAGUCUAUCCGUACAUCCCGUCAACUUUGAUCCCCAUCUCCGAGCUGCGAUCAGAAGCCAGCUCCACGCCGCGCUCCUGCCCGUCUCCAGAGCCGCCCAUGACGCCCGGAGAGUUCGACAUGCUCAGUGAGCACCUGUGCUUCGACAUCGACACCAUGAGCUCUCCGUACUCAGAGUGAAUCCUCGAUGUUUCUACACCUCUUCAGAAAUAAAUAUCAAAAAUAUUUCAUGUUUAAAAGAACCAAAAACACCUUUAUGUUUUUAUUUAAUGUUGUUGUAAUUUGAGCUCCAAUAUUACUGAAGUUCUCUGUAAAAAGUUUUUCUAAAUAAAUUUCUUCCUUCAUA